Messenger RNA from Oryza sativa Japonica Group (Japanese rice), 2644 nucleotides. RefSeq lists its product as uncharacterized. The record is from RefSeq and is a predicted model, not a curated record. Lineage: Eukaryota; Viridiplantae; Streptophyta; Magnoliopsida; Poales; Poaceae.
UUCCGGUAGUUUGGUCCCACUAUAGGUCGGUUUGAGUUGAAAAUUUUCAAAAUCAGACUGAACAUUCCGAAAUAUCAUUGUAAACUACCACAUAAGUCGCUCGUCUUAAACUUAAUAAAAGUUUUACAUUCUGAUAUUUCAAUUUUUUUACCACUAUUGAGAAGUUUUCAUCCCAAGGGUAUUUCGGCCAUUAGGAUAUAAAACUGUAUAGUAACUGGGACAAAAUUAUAUAGUUGUAAUAAAUAACGAAGGCUAACCGCCGCCGCCCUCGCGUAUCUCCCCCCUUUCCCUCGGCGUAAAAGAAAAUCUCCCGGUCUCUCGUCUCCUCCGCUCCUUGCGCCAUCUCGCCGCCGAUCUCCAUCGGGCGAGCAGAGCAGAGCAGGGGAUCCUGAUCUGGAAGAAGCUCCUUCUCUUAAUUUCAGAGCCUUAAAACCUUAAUACGAGUAACAGUUUGUUGUUUGUUCAUCCAAAAGUUUGGGGUUGAACUGAAUCCCCAUGCCCUCACCUGGUACUAAUAGCAGCAGCAGCUUCUGUUUAGGAGGAGGCUAGGAAAAAAAAAAGGAGGAUUUUUUUUUUGUUUUUUUGCGGGGGUUCAGCUGAACAACCCCCAUGCAUCACGUUAGGUCCGGGCUGGGAAGCCCAGAUGCUUCCAGCAAUUCUAGUAAGCGGAAGAGGGGCUCCUGCUUCGCGGAGCGGAAUAUGGAUGGUAGGAAUUCGAUCCGGAUAAAGCCCGACGUCAGCGUCAGAGCGCGGGAGAAAUGCGGCGGGGGUGGCGGGCAUCGCUACGUGAUCGAUUUGGAGAAGCCGGCGACGUCCGACGAUGAUGUGGAGUUUGUUUCUUAUGCCGGGUUUGGCAACCGGUCUCAGGACCGCUGCUAUGCUUCGGCGGAGAAUUGCUCGACCGCGGUAUCCAGUCAGCUCUGUGUGGAGCGGAAUGCUUCGCGUGUAAGCCCUGGUUCAGUUGGUUCGAGUGAUACUCUGGACUGCCAGUCACCUAUCAAGCCUGAUAAUUCAGAAUCCAGGCAUUUGCUGAUCGACCUGAAUGUACCUCAAGAAGAAAGUCUACAUGUUUUCUAUGCUCCAUCUCAAAUAACUUGUCCAACUUUAGUUAAUUCUUCGUCAUCACACCCUGGAGAAUUUUGGAAUGGCUCCAGCAAUGUUUACAAAAAGGAAUGUGGUUCUGGUGUUGGAUCAUCAAAAGGAUCUUCCAUUACGGUGGUUGCACCCAGCUCUGCUCCUGAUAGUUCGAGGGAAGUUGUGGCUGCAUACCAAUUUCAUGAUCCUAAGAAUUUGCAUGGUAAUAUACAUGCAAGAGAAAACAGCCAGCAUGAACAUGCAGUGGAUAAGUUAUGUGGAUCAAGCAGUCAAUAUUUCUUGCCACAGCAAAGAUUUUCUGUCAGUUCCUGUGGCAGAAAUGACUCAUCUUUGGCCUUACAAAAAUCAGGUGACAACCAUGUUGCCUGCCAAUCAGGACAACCACCUCUGGCUGUGCAUACUGAGCUCCAACAUGACACUUCUAUUGUAAUAUCCAGUGGUGAAGAGAAGGUCCUUUUUGACCUUAAUGUGCCAGCUGAAAGCAUUGACAUGGAAUCAACAAUAACCAGUAAUAGUUUUAGAGAUAAGCUAGUGAAAAAUGAUGGAAGUGAAGAAACAGUAACCGAUCAUUCUUUCUCCAAGAGAAACGGUGUGCAUGCUGAAACUUCUAUAGAAGAACGAACUGUUGGAGAACAUCAUAUAUCAGUCAGCAAGGAUGGAAACACCACAUUUUUCCAAGAAUCAAUAAAUAAUGAAAUUGAUAAGGCGCAGUCUUCAGACCUUAUAAGUGUUAGCAGCAAACAUUUGAUUGCAGAAACUCCUCAUGUUGACAAUAUUGUGUGUCCAGAACUGCGAGCAUCUCCUGAUGGAGCAUCAAGUCCUCAAGAGACCUUGAUAGGCAAUUGUGACAAAAUGGUUUGUAUUGCAGCUGAGACACUCGUUUCCAUUUUCUCAAGUUCUGCAUGUACUACAGAUUGCCCAGGAACUGACAGUCAGACAGCAGCUGAGGAUGUAAACGAUGAACCGCAGCACUCUUUGGAUUCCUAUGAGGAAAUUGUAUUGAAUGUAGAAGAGAUCAGAGAUGACGGGGAAUCCAUCCCUGUGAUUCCACCUGAUAAGGAUGGACCGUCUUGUGGGAUCAAGCUAAGAAGAGGAAGAGGACUGAGAAAUUUUCUGAGGGAGAUAAUGCCUAGACUUGUUUCUCUUUCACGGCAUGAGAUAUGCGAUGAUUUGCAUGCUAUAGGUUACGAGCCCCGGAAAACUCGAUCUAGGAAAACUUUUGGGGCUCAAGGUUCAUCUUCAACUAGAGGAAGGCCGCCCAAACAUCGUCCCACUGCCAGGAAAUGAUCAACAGCAUUUCAAGUUCAUACUAGGAUGCCACGAGACGAGCAAUUCAGAAGAUGAAAUAUAAUUUUAACCUUGUGAAUAUUCAUGUGUGUUGUGCGCAUCUUCAAACUCGGUUUGUUACUAGUCACUAAAUUGAGGAUAUUUUCUUUAUUCCUUUUACCUCUUGGGAGUGCUGUGGGCCGUUAGCUUCAAAUUUGAGUUCAGCAUUGGCAAUGAAGGCAUAGUCAUACCAUUAUAAAAUCUCAGAAUUUUGAUCUUUUAA